AGUCAUUGACGCAAAUGUACUCAUUCGGUCAACCCAAAUAAUAAUUAAAAAGAAGCAUUGCGCAAGCAUACGCACACGCACUCACAAGAAAGGGGGCAAAACACCACUCGUCAUGAGCAGCCCUGCGAAAGUCUCUACGUUUCAGGGGCUGGCGGAGCGAUUGGUUACUCAAAAGACGGACCCAACUCAUCCUUAUAUUUUGGUCAAGGAGGAGUAGAUCCGUGCCGUACUCACCGAGGUGCGGGAGAUUUUUAUGUCUCAGCUGAUGCUGCUAGAGAUUCGCCCACCGGUGCGCGUGUGUGGUGACACGCACGGCCAGUACUACGAUCUCCUCCGCAUUUAUGAGAAGUGUGGCUUCCCUCCGUACUCGAACUACCUGUUCCUUGGCGACUACGUAGACCGCGGCAAGCACAGCAUUGAAACGAUCAUGCUGCAGUUCUGCUACAAGAUCAUCUACCCCGAGAACUUCUUUCUCCUGCGCGGCAACCACGAGUGCGCCAGUAUUAAUCGCAUCUACGGCUUCUUCGAUGACGUGAAGCGCCGAUACAACAUGCGCCUGUUGAAAGCUUUCACGGAUGUAUUCAACACGAUGCCUGUGUGCUGCGUGAUUAGCGAAAAGAUAAUCUGUAUGCACGGCGGCCUUAGUCCGGACUUGACAUCUGUCGGUGCCGUCCUUGACAUCGAUCGCCCAUGUGAUGUCCCCGAUCGCGGUAUCCUGUGCGACCUGCUGUGGGCUGACCCGGAGGAUGACGUGCAGGGCUUCUUAGAGAGCGACCGCGGCGUGAGCUACCUGUUCGGCGAGGACAUCGUGAACGACUUCCUGGACAUGGUAGACAUGGAUUUGAUUGUGCGAGCGCACCAGGUGAUGGAGCGCGGGUACGGGUUCUUUGCGAGCCGCCAGCUGGUGACGGUGUUCUCUGCACCGAACUACUGCGGCGAGUUCGACAACGACGCUGCCGUGAUGACGAUCGACGACAAGCUGCAGUGCUCCUUCCUGAUUAUUCCCGCCUUUCGAUAG
Messenger RNA from Leptomonas pyrrhocoris, 1018 nucleotides. Its product is annotated as putative serine/threonine-protein phosphatase PP1. Gene Ontology annotation, cellular component: nucleus; cytoplasm. The record is from RefSeq and is a predicted model, not a curated record. The transcript has a single exon. Gene Ontology annotation, molecular function: protein serine/threonine phosphatase activity. The coding region runs from base 254 to 1018 and encodes 254 amino acids. Lineage: Eukaryota; Euglenozoa; Kinetoplastea; Trypanosomatida; Trypanosomatidae.